This is a messenger RNA of Olea europaea var. sylvestris, 624 nucleotides long. RefSeq lists its product as uncharacterized. The transcript has 2 exons. Bases 1 to 624 code for a protein of 207 amino acids. Lineage: Eukaryota; Viridiplantae; Streptophyta; Magnoliopsida; Lamiales; Oleaceae. The record is from RefSeq and is a predicted model, not a curated record.
AUGCAAGCUAGCUUAGUUUUUUGGGAUCUAUGGCCUUUAUAUAAGCAUCUACCAUUGAUCGAAAACAUAAGGGCUAAACUGGAUCCCACAUUUUGUAGUUACUUGCUAAGAAUUGGAGAUGGAAUAGAGAGAGAACAUAAUUGUAAAUGCAUUAAACUUCCAGAAAAUAUAGUUUUACCAUUUGAAGAUGAAAUUACAUCUUUAAAAAAAUUGACACAUCAUGUUUUUCCAGAUAUAGAAGCAUGUUUUGAUGAUCUCCAUGUAAUGACAAAUAGAGUUAUUCUUACACCUACAAAUGAAUGUGUUGAUCAUAUUAACAAAAUUCUACUUGAACAAAUUUCGAGUGAAAUUUACACAUACUAUAGUUUUGAUGAAGUAAUUGAUAAAUCGGAACAAAGCUUACAAGAGGAUUUUUUAAAUAGCCUAACUUUAAAUGGUAUUCCUCCUCAUGAAUUGAUGCUUAAGAUAAACUAUCAUGUAAUGUUAUUACGAAAUAUUAAUUAUUCAGAAGGGUUAUACAAUGGAACAUGUCUUAUUUGUCGAAAAUUUGAAAAGAACGUAAUUCUUGCUGAAAUUACAACAGAUGAUCUUGGUUGUACUUAUUUGAAAGACUUUCUGGCUUGA